AGCUGCAGUCAGCGUUCGGCAUUUGUGUGGGUGGGGAGAAUAAAUGGAGAAGAUUUUUGGGAUUUAUGUUUAGUUUUCUGGUGAUGAUUUUGAUUGAAACUCAUACCGUUUGUGUCAUUCACGUCUAUUCUUCAAAACGCGAGUUCUACCAUGGCUGCAAGGAGAUCCGGAGGAGUGCAGAGAGUCUUAGAUAAAUUGGAGGCGUCUGUAAGCGCUGGCAAUUUCUAUGAAGCACAUCAGAUGUAUAGAACUCUCUAUUUUAGGUACUCAAUGCAAGAAAAGUAUAAAGAACUGCUGGAACUUCUCUACAGUGGAUCUAAACUUCUCCUUCAAAACAAGCAGCUGACAAGUGGCGCUGAUCUAUGCAAUCUUUUUGUUGAUGUACUUCAAAAAUCAUCAGAACCUGUGACAGAAGAACUUGUUCAGAAGUUGUCAGAACUCUAUGGGUUAAUUGGUCCAAAUGUGCCCGAAAGAGACACUUUUCUCGCUAAUGCAAUGCGAUGGUCUGCCAAGGGCUCACCUGAAUAUAAGACUGGCCAUCCGCUACUUCAUAAAGCGGUAGCUCAAACAUCCUGGAGAGAAAAGAAUUAUGUAGUUGCUAGGUACCACUUUUUGCAUUCUAAUGAUGGAUCAAGCUUUGCCAUGAUGCUGGUUGAAAUACAUACAAGGCAAGGAUAUCCGAGUGAAGUGGAUCUUUUUAUUACUCAAGUGGUUCUUCAGUACUUAUGUCUUCAAAAUAAAACCACUGCUUUUGAUGCAUUUCACUGGUACACAUUGAAACAUCCUAAUAUUAAGUCUGGGCCACCAUAUCUUUUGCCUCUUUUGAAUUUUAUCUGGUUCCUCUUAAAAGCUAUAGAAAGUGGAAAGCUACCGGUGUUCACAUUACUUUGUAAAAAGUACAAACCAAGUAUUGACAGAGACCCUACCUACAACAGUUACUUGAACAAAAUAGCCCAGAUUUUCUUUGGUCUUCCACCUCAGAGACCCAGAAAUCAAGGAUUAUUUGGUAACCUUAUGCAGUUAUUCAAUGAUGCUGGCCAUGAUUCAGACUCAGAUCAUGAAGAUUCAUCUUCUAGAGCUAGCCUUACACAGAAUAGGAGCAGCCAGAAGAUGGAAACUGAAGAUUUGGACUGAUCAUUUUUGUUAAUGUGAGUAAAAAUUGGAGUUGGGAUAAAUAUCAGGUUAAGGGCUGUGACCGUUUUGUGGCUGGUCAGAUGGGUCAUAAACACUUUCUUCAUCUCUCUGUAUUCUUUGUUAAUGAACAGUUGAUCUAUUAGGAAAUAAAUUUCUUAAGUAAUAGGUUCUAAAUUAAUUAUCCAUCCAAAAAGAUGUAUAUACGUGUCUGCAUGCAUUGUAGUUGAAAAUGACAACCAAGGACUCUAUGCCAAAACUUCUCCAAACAUGUGAAUGUCUCUCAUUCUUAAGCCUACUAAAACUAAUUUCUCUUGGGCUUGUGCACUUCCACUGCUGACAUCCAUUGAGGCAAAAACUGAAGGUAGUAGAGUAAAGUCUAUCUCCAUUGGUUUACAAUUGGGCUUGUCAGGCACUAGGACUAGGGAUCUUACUUUGUUUAGCAUUUAGAAUAUGUGAUGAAUGCUGGUGUGAUUUUCUUCAAGCUGUUAAUUAUUUUAAUCAUAUUUUUAUUGUUUUACUAAAAGUUCUGUUAUUGUUUUUCUAUUGUCAUACUAUUGUCCAGAGUCUUUUUCUAUUUCCCUCUUCUUUUUAAAAUAAAAAUAGAUGAUUGAGUGAAUACUGAGGGUUGGCCUCAGGCACUUCAAGCCAGGAGAAAGAUGAUAAUGUCAUUAAAAGGAACUUUGUGUGUUUAAUUCACAUUAUCUUUCAAUACCAGGCAUCACCUGUACAUAAUUUUUAUGUAAAGUUUAUUUUUUGUUUUUGCUUGCCAUUUUUAAUAGUCAAGUUGUUUUUUUUUCUGUUUUUUUUUUCUUUUUCUGAAGAAAUUACAUUAAAGUCUGCUUACUCUUCAAGAUUGGACUUAAAAUGAAUGCUUCCUUACCCACCUUGCUGCGUAAACAAGUUGCCUUUGGCGCUUUAAACCAGUUUUGGAAAAUUACUUUCUUUUUAGAGACCAAGCAGCCUUUGUCACCUCUUACACAAACCAAACCAACUGGUAACUGUGUAGUGGUUAGCAUCUAUUAUUCAAUGCAAGAGAAAUGCAUAGGAACUUUUCUUUUAAAUGUAACAAUUUGCAACUGUUCAUGAUUUUGAUAUAUUUAACCUGUAUAGUUAAUUGUUAUUUAUUUUGUAAUACACUUUUUCUCUAAGGA
Molecule: messenger RNA, 2285 nt
Organism: Frankliniella occidentalis (western flower thrips)
Lineage: Eukaryota; Metazoa; Arthropoda; Insecta; Thysanoptera; Thripidae
Product: Golgi to ER traffic protein 4 homolog
Exons: 8
Coding region: 151-1134 (327 amino acids)
Biological process (GO): protein insertion into ER membrane
Cellular component (GO): BAT3 complex; cytosol
Molecular function (GO): protein binding
Source: RefSeq, a predicted model, not a curated record